Molecule: messenger RNA, 1831 nt
Organism: Vollenhovia emeryi
Lineage: Eukaryota; Metazoa; Arthropoda; Insecta; Hymenoptera; Formicidae
Product: serine protease persephone-like
Exons: 7
Coding region: 31-1764 (577 amino acids)
Biological process (GO): proteolysis
Molecular function (GO): serine-type endopeptidase activity
Source: RefSeq, a predicted model, not a curated record
GAGGUAUAUAUCUGUUAUAUCUUACCGUAAAUGAUAUCCAGGAUCAGUAGAGAAAACCGCGUUGUCCAAGGCUGGUCCAAAAUGUCAACGAGCUUGUCGAAUGCAUCGUCAUUAUUACUGUUGGUGUUGCUGUCGAUCCUGUUGCCAACACACGGGAAACACGUCGGAGAGUCAUGCGUGAUCGACAAUUCCCAGGGACAGUGUAAGCUUAUACGAGACUGCCCAAGAGUUUAUGAAGAAAUAUUGGCCGGCAAAGCGCCCAACGAGAUCUGCGGAUUUUUUGGUUUCGACGCGAUAAUAUGUUGUCCAACGACAAUUCCUCCGGUCAGGAAACAGACGCCGCAACCACAGACUUCCGACCAAGCUAAUACUACAGAAGGAUCAGUGAAUUUAAGUGAAACGAUGGAAUCUGUAACGUCAAGUAACAUGACGGUCUCGGCUAUGGACUCGGAUAUGGACUUUGAUGAGGACUUGGAUGAGGACUUGGAUGAGGACUCGGAUAAGGACUUGGAUGAAGACUCGGAUAAGGACUUGGAUAAGGACUCGGAUAAAGACUUGGAUAAGGACUCAGAUAAGGACUUGGAUAAGGAUUCGGAUAAGGACUCGGAUAAGGACUUGAAUCCGGAGAAGGAACUUCUGAAUGACGGUAGAAAAGAAGCGACAUGCGUGAUCGACAAUUCCCCGGGUGUGUGCAAAUUAAUAGAAGACUGUCCGCAAGUUCGUAAGGAAUUGUAUGCCGGUAAAAUGCCCAGCGUGACCUGUAAAUGCUCCGACUCCGCUCCGACAAUAUGUUGUCCAACAACAAAUCGUGGAUUCAACCCGUCGAUGUUAAAGCCGCAACUGGCGACUAGCGUGCUAGACUAUAGAGAAGAACCUUUGAAAUUUGAUAAAUUAAGGGGAUCUGCAGCACAAGCAAGAUGUGCGGAUAACUUGAUCCUCAAUUCUAUGAUACCCCCGCCGAAAAUAAAAUCUCACACUACCAGCAAUAAAGCCGAGGCGAAGGAAUUUCCAUACGCGGCAGUGAUCGGUUCCGUUGUUCUCGAUGAAAUCAUGUGGUAUUGCAUCGGUAGCUUAAUUUCUUCCAAGAAUGUUCUGACAGCGGCCAGCUGCGUAUGGACAACCCACAUGGGAUCUGCAAAAUGGGUACGGCUCGGCGAUCAGAAUUUCACGCAGUCAACCGACAAAGACAACACGACGGUGCAGACUAUUGCCAUCAAAGAGGGAAUAAGACAUCCUAAUUACAUACCUCUAGAGCGUGACCAUGACAUUGGUAUAUUGCGUCUGGAAACAGACGCUAUCUACAACGCGUUCGUCAGACCGGUAUGUCUUCCGUUCAAUUGGCCUGACGUGAGCCCAGACGACACCGCAAUAGCCACCGGAUGGGGUCAACUCGACUGGCAGAAAGGCGAGGAUCCGGACUACGUGUAUCUGUGGACGGUAAAACUCAAUUUAGUCUCGCACGAAGCUUGCAACGCGUCUUUCUUCAACGACAGUUCCUUCCUGCGGACCCCAUCAGGGAUUGUCGAUGGAUGGCAUAUAUGCGCGGGGCAAGAAAGGGACGACAUCUGCCCGUUGAGCGGCGGAGGACAACUCAUCGUCUCUAACGAGGUUCACAAGUGCAUGCACACCGUUAUCGGGGUCUUUAGCGAAGGACUCUGCGGCACCAAACCUGGCGUGUACACCCGAGUCUUCCGUUACCUACCCUGGAUAGAGAGAACUGCGUGGCCUGAAUACUUUGAAACGCAUAAUUCUAGUCUACCUUAAAUGUAUAUCCACUUUCUCAAGUGUCAAGUGUCUUCAAGUAAUAAAAGCACUUCAUUUUUAUACGACA